Fukomys damarensis (Damara mole-rat) is the source of this 1361-nucleotide messenger RNA. Its product is annotated as keratin, type I cytoskeletal 42-like. The transcript is spliced from 9 exons. NCBI's taxonomy places the organism in Eukaryota, Metazoa, Chordata, Mammalia, Rodentia, Bathyergidae. Gene Ontology annotation, cellular component: keratin filament. The coding region runs from base 1 to 1167 and encodes 388 amino acids. The record is from RefSeq and is a predicted model, not a curated record. Gene Ontology annotation, molecular function: structural molecule activity.
AUGGAGCACACUAGCUCCACCUUGCAGCUGCUGGCCCUCGGCCCUCUGCGCAGGGGACCCCAGGGCCUUGGUGGCCCAGGCCUGGGGGCAGGUGGGGCUCCCCCGGGACUCUCCUCAGGGCCUGGCUCCAGGGUGGCUGCCAUGACCCCUGAGUCUGUUCCCUGUGUUGCCAUGGCCUACCGCCGAAAGUCCUUCCUGAUGCUGGGCGUCAGGGUGGCCCGGCCGGUCCUCUGCGUGGACCUUCUGCUCCUCCCGGAGCUCGGGCCUCUCAUCCUGGCGGCCACCACCGACAACGCCGGCUUUGUGCUGCAGAUUGACAAUGCCCGCCUGGCGGCCGACGACUUCCGCACCAAGUACCAGACGGAGCUGAACCUGCGCGUGAGCGUGGAGACCGACAUCAACGGGCUGCGCAGGGUGCUGGACGAGCUGACCCUGGCCAGGGCCGACCUGGAGAUGCAGAUCGAGGGCCUGAACGAGGAGCUGGCCUACCUGAAGAAGAACCACGAGGAGGAGAUGCUCGCCCUGCGCAGCCGGACUGGCGGGGACGUCAACGUGGAGAUGGACGCGGCCUCCGGCGUGGACCUGAGCCGCAUCCUGAACGAGAUGCGUGACCAGUACGAGCAGAUGGCGGAGAAGAACCGCAGGGAGGCUGAGGCCUGGUUCCUGAGCAAGAUGGAGGAGCUGAACUGCGAGGUGGCCACCAACACCGAGGCCCUGCAGAGCAGCAGGACAGAGAUCACCGAGCUGCACCGCUCUGUGCAGAACCUGGAGAUCGAGCUGCAGUCCCAGCUCAGCAUGAAAGCAUCACUGGAGAACAGCCUGGCGGAGACGGAGGCGCGCUAUGGGGCCCAGCUGGCCCAGCUGCAGGGGCUCAUCAGCAGCAUUGAGGCCCACCUGGGCCAGCUGCGCUGUGACCUGGAGCGGCAGAACCAGGAGUACCAGGUGCUGCUGGACAUGCAGACUCGGCUGGAGCAGGAGAUCGCCACCUACCGCCGCCUGCUGGAGGGCGAGGACGCCCACCUGGCCUCUCCGUACUCCUCGUCCCUGGCUUUGCAGUCUGGCCGGAAAGCCAUGGUGACCAGCCACCAGGUGCGUACCGUCGUGGAGGAGGACCAGGACAGUAAGGUAGUGUCCACCCGUGAGCAGGUCCACCAGUCCACCCACUGAGGCCUGCGCAUGGCCCAUCGCAGAGGUCCGGGCAGCCACGGCCCCCGGCGACAGCCAGCGCCCACCACCAAGUCCUGGGUGCCCGCCCGGUCCGCCCAGAGCUGUUGCUUUCUCUUCCCGCUUCCUGCGGCCCCUCAGCGAGGGCCUCCUGUGUCCCCUGCCCCUUAGUGCUAUUAAAGCUUUGCCAAGUUGCC